Molecule: messenger RNA, 2379 nt
Organism: Penicillium longicatenatum
Lineage: Eukaryota; Fungi; Ascomycota; Eurotiomycetes; Eurotiales; Aspergillaceae
Product: La domain family
Exons: 1
Coding region: 1-2379 (792 amino acids)
Biological process (GO): positive regulation of translation
Cellular component (GO): cytosol; cytoplasmic stress granule
Molecular function (GO): RNA binding
Source: RefSeq, a predicted model, not a curated record
AUGCCUACAUUCAGCUACGCGCAAGCCGCAAAGGGGGCGUCUGAGACCCCAGUGCCCGCUAAGCCGGUAUCCACAGAGCCCGAAAAGACCGAGACCAAGCCGGUAGAGCAGACCAACAAUGUUGUCACGGAGUCGGUAGCUGCGACUUCGGAGAUCGAAACAUCACAGGAGACUGAGAAGGCCACAACAAGCGUUGAUGAGGAUGCCGAAUUCACCACUGUGACCAACAAGCAUGCAAACAGAUCGAAGGCUGUUCACUCCAGGACAUCAUCCCCGAGCGUCCGGUCCACGGCAGCACACUCCAAAGAUGGUGAAUCAUCAAAUACCCCGAACGGAACCCAAGAAGCUUCUGAAAAGCAAGGGUCCGACAAGGCCGAGAAGGCCGGUAAUGAUACUGAGGAACAGAAGGAGAAGUCUGGGAAAUCCGAGAAGUCUGAGAAGACUGAGAAGUCCGAAAAAUCCGAAAAGGCCGAGAAGAACACCCCACCAAAGGAGUUGAAGGCCGCUCCUCUUCCCUCAGUGAACAUCUGGCUGCAACGGAAGGAGGCUCAAGAGGCCAAGGCCAAGACUACCCCAGCUCCUACUGCUGGCAAGGCCUCCACCGGAAAGGCCACCGAAGAAAACCAGCAGGAUUCGCCCAAGACCAACUCCAAGAAGAAGGGUACAGAUGGCCCGCAAGAAGGUGCCAAAGGAGGCAAGAAGGCCGAUGGUGCCAAGGGCCGGGAUGGUGCUUUGCCCCCAGUCGAAGAUGCCUCAUCAUGGCCUACACCAGAGGUUGCUAUUGGCGAAGAUAAGAAGAAGGCUCAGGAGAAGACAGAUAAGCCCGAGAAGGCAGAGAAGAGCCCGGUUAUGCGUGCUCACGGCAAGGAGAAGUGGAUGCCUGUUGACUAUGUUCCCACUGCCGUGUUCAACACUCCCCUCCCUUCCGCUGGCCGGGGAGGUCGGAGAGCCCCUCGCGGCGGACGGGAUGGUGGUCGUGGUGGAUCCCAUGCAACCGCUGCCGGUGAAAAGGCCGCUUCAGGUCAGCCUGCCCCUACCUCCGUGGGCAAGCAAGCAUCCGGAGAACGUGGGCGGAACGAAGCGGGCACUGGCCGUGCUGUUUCCCUUCCUGCACAGACCAGACGUUCUACCAGCUCUGACGUGACCAACUCUGAGGGUCGCAAGGCUCAAGCCGAGCGCAACAACCGUCCACAGCGCGGUACUGAAGAUGCUGCUGCCUCGAAUGGCAAGCAGACCAACGGUGGUGACAACACCGCCCGGUCCCAACGGGAUGGCAAGCAGUCCCAUCGAAACGGCGACGGCCGUAAUGCCAAGGGUGGUAACCUGGCCGUUGAAUCUCAAGCUGCAGCUCGUGCUAACGACCGUCGAUUUGACUCUGGCUCCAAGUCGGCUGACAUAAACCGUGAGGCAGGUGCCAAUGGCUUCCAGGACUUCCGGGAACGCGGUGACUCUCGUGCCGAGCGAGGAGGCCGUGGAGCCAACCGUGGACGUGGAGGUGCUUACUCUGGAUACCCUGGCCAGAACGGCCAGUUUGGCAUGGGAAACAACUUUGCUUCCAAGAACUUCGGUUUCAAUGAUCGCCAACGGUCCCAGCACGGUGUUACCAAUGGCUCACAGCAGAACAACCGGAUGUCUUUGAGAUCGCCUUCUUUGACAGGAUCUGCAAACCCCUACGGCGUUUAUCCCUUCCCGUCAGAGAUCAACACCAUGUACCCCUACCAGGCGGUUAACCCCGGCCCUAUGAGCGCAGUUCCUUACCAGCAGUACAUGGAGCCCUACUCGCUCAUGAACAUGCUGUCUAUGCAGCUGGAGUACUACUUCUCGGUUGAUAAUAUGUGCAAAGACAUGUUCCUCCGUUCCCAGAUGGAUUCCCAAGGUUUUACCCCUCUAAGUGUUAUUGCCACCUUCAAACGUGUAAAGUCUUUGACCGAAGACUUCGAACUCCUGCGUCAUGUCUCUCGCCAACUCCGCAAUGUGGAGUUCCAGACUGGUGAAGAUGGUGUGGACCGUUUACGUCCUCGCGAGAACUGGUCCCAGUGGGUGCUUGCCGGUGCCGCCCCGGCGCAACCUGAAAAGAACGACGAGAACGCCCCUAUCAAUAACCACGUCGAUGUUGCACUAAAUGGUUCUGUCCACUCUGGAUCACAUGGAUCACAACAGUUCCUUUCUAAUGGCACAGCUUCCCACAACACCCGCACACAUCUUUCUUCCAACGCCCCGGAGUUCAUGCCAUCGGCACAAAAUGAAGUCGCCACUGUAGGAGCCCCCCGGAUUUCUCUUAUUACCCCCUAUCUCGUUCCGGAUCAGGAUCCCCCUUUUAUAUGGCAACAAAUUUUGACAAGGCAUUUAUUGACGAAUUUCGAUCAGCGCUCGGAAUAG